AGGUAGUGAUGAGGCUCCUGCAAUGGAAUUCGGGUCCAUGCAAUAUUUUGCUUACUGCGGGCUAGGGGGCAUCAUCAGCUGCGGGCUUACACACACGGCUAUUGUCCCCCUGGAUCUGGUAAAAUGUCGCAUACAAGUCAACCCAGACAAGUACAAGGGAAUCAUCACUGGAUUCAAAGUGUCUCUGGCGGAAGGUGGAUCGCGAGAGCUGGUGCGAGGGUGGGCGCCGACAGCAAUAGGCUACUCUAUGCAAGGACUCUGCAAAUUUGGCUUGUAUGAAGUGUUCAAGUGCCUCUACUCAGACCUAUUAGGAGAGGAGAAGACGUUCCAAUGGAGAACAUCCCUUUAUUUGGCUGCCAGUGCAUCUGCAGAGUUCUUUGCUGAUAUUGCACUCUGCCCCAUGGAGGCAAUCAAGGUGCGUGUGCAGACCAACCCAUCCUGGGGUAGGACACUUAGGGAGGGAUUCCCCAAGCUCUUGAAGGAAGAGGGAGUUAACGGUUUCUACAAAGGACUUGUCCCACUUUGGAGCAGACAGAUCCCAUACACAAUGAUGAAGUUUGCAUGCUUUGAAAGGACAGUAGAAGCACUUUAUAGAUAUGUUGUACCAAAACCAAGGGCCGAUUGUAACAAGGCAGAGCAAUUGGUGGUGACGUUUAUUGCUGGUUACAUUGCUGGUGUAUUUUGUGCCAUAGUUUCGCACCCAGCAGACACAAUAGUCUCAAAGCUCAACCAGGAAAAGGGUAGCACAUUUGUCGAAGUUGGAAAGAAGCUGGGAUUUCUUGGUAUGUGGAAGGGUCUUUUCCCUCGUAUUAUAAUGAUUGGAACAUUGACUGCCCUACAAUGGUUCAUCUAUGACGGGGUCAAGGUAUACUUCAGAAUGCCCCGCCCACCCCCACCAGCAAUGCCCGAGAGUCUCAAGGCUAAAUUGGCUGCAAAGGAACAAUAACUGUGUGAACAUUAGGAAAUUUAGAAAUAAAAGUAGGUCAUAAAUAAAUGUUGAGAUGUUAUCUGGAACUGUGUUAUGAAGGUUUGCCACGACCAGUCAAGUGAUGUUUCAAAAACUAGACUAUCGCACACUUGUACAACUUUACGCAAUUUCUAAUUUUGGAGACAGUGUUGGUGCUUUGGUGGACAGUCGAGGUAGUUAACAAAUGUAUU
This is a messenger RNA of Owenia fusiformis, 1158 nucleotides long. The record is from the annotation of a GenBank genome assembly. Lineage: Eukaryota; Metazoa; Annelida; Polychaeta; Sabellida; Oweniidae.